Molecule: messenger RNA, 2136 nt
Organism: Oncorhynchus masou masou (cherry salmon)
Lineage: Eukaryota; Metazoa; Chordata; Actinopteri; Salmoniformes; Salmonidae
Product: bisphosphoglycerate mutase-like
Exons: 3
Coding region: 136-912 (258 amino acids)
Biological process (GO): glycolytic process
Molecular function (GO): intramolecular phosphotransferase activity
Source: RefSeq, a predicted model, not a curated record
AUGUCAGUCGCGGACUUCUUUUGAACGCUCUCGAUGGUGUUCCAAAUAUCUGUCAUCAGUCACGACUGCACGACAAUUGGUCUAAACUUGUAGCUCACGCAGGUACAGGCUCCUGCUGCCAGCCAGUCUUUCCGGAUGUCCAAGUACAAAGUCUUUGUGAUGAGGCAUGGAGAAGGGGCCUGGACCAAAGAGAACCGCUUCUGCAGCUGGGUGGACCAGAGGCUGAGUGAGGAUGGUGUAAAGGAGGCCCUAGCGUGCGGUCACCUCCUAAGAGAGGCAGGCUACCACUUGGAUGUGGUCUUCACAUCCCUGCUUAGCCGCUCCAUCCACACAGCCUGGCUGCUACUAGAGGCCAUGGGGCAGGAGUGGGUCCCAGUGGUGAAAUCGUGGAGGCUGAAUGAGCGCCAUUAUGGUGCUCUGAUCGGGCUCAACCGUGCCGAGAUGGCCCUAAACCACGGCGAGGAGCAGGUGAAACAGUGGAGGAGGAGUUACGACCUCACGCCGCCGCCUAUCGACAAAUCACACCCUUACUUUCUGGAGAUCUACAACGACCGGCGGUAUUCUACUUGCGAUAUUUCGAAAGAGGAUCUCCCUAAGUCAGAGAGCCUGAAGGAUGUCUUAGAAAGGCUCCAGCCAUACUGGGAUGGCACCAUUGUGCCAGAGAUCAAACAGGGGAAAUCGGUGCUCAUCUCUGGGCAUGGGAAUAGCUGCAGGGCUCUGCUGAAACACUUACAAGGUAUAUCAGAUGCUGAUAUCGUCAACGUGACGCUACCCACAGGAACGCCCAUUCUGAUUGAGCUGGAUGAGAACUUCCGGCCCACCAAACCCAUGCAGCUCCUGGGAGACCAGGAAGCCAUCCAGGCAGCCAUCAGGAAGGUGGAGGAUCAGGGGAAGGUCAAACAAACACCCUGAUUGGCCUGAAUCUAGUCAGCUGGAUUCUAGUCAUUCUAGAUUCAAAAAUCUAGCCAACUGAAUUAUAUUCAUUAUACAUACUAGUGAUUUGUAGAAUCUUAUCAACUGUAUUCUAGAGUAGAUUCUAGAAUCUAUUCAACUGGCUGUAAGACUAAUAUACGAAUUUGCCCAAGCCUGGGCUAGCACUUAUUUAGUUGCCUGUUAUGCACCAUUAAUCAGAUUCACUCAAAGCUGAAUUCUUGAUUUAAUUAAAUCAAUAUUAAGUACAUGCUAUUGUAGUCAGUAAGUCUCAGUGAAUUGACUGUAUAAUUGUGGUAUGAACUUAACCCAGGCUACCCUAUUGGGUGCAACAAGGAAACAAAAUAAUAUUGUUCAUACAGAAAUAAGUGGUGUGCUGAAGGGAGUUACAUUAACAGGCAUAUUUAUCAUUAACAAGCAUAUUUGGUAAUAGGCUGACUAAGCCUGUAUUGAGGCAUUUUGCCAUUAAAGGAAUAGCAGCACGUGAAAUGAUCAAAUGUUCCUUUAAAAAACGUCACGUGCCUUCACUGCCAUUAUUCUCAAUUUCUGUAGGACUUUGCGAUGCAAUUUUGUUAGUUCUUACAAGUGAAUUAUGACUUGACAGAAUACAGAAUCUAGCAGUAGAAUAUGAACCAGCACUUAACAGGUACAAAUUAUUAUUUAUCAAGAAACUUUAAAAGCACUUCAUAACAAGUAUUACCUCAAUGAGACUGACAGUCAGGCUAUUCAUUCCAAGACCGGUCGGUGGAUUGUGUGAUCAAAGCUUCUUUUAGUACAUUAAUGCUGUAAAUGUGUUGUUGAAAAAGAUUGGUCAAACUUGAUAAGAACAUGUGCGCUCAUAUGCAACAUGCUAGUUUAAGAGAAGUUCAUAUGAAAUAACUGUAGUGCUCAUGCGGUUAAUCAUAAAAUGCCUACGUUGACAUGCUGAUUUAUGACUUGCAGUAUAUUGCGGUAUAAUUUGACACAAAAGCUUCUCUUGUUUCAAUUUUGUGACCCACCACCUGGAUUCGGUCUUAUGUAAGCAAAAUUUUAAAUUGUAUAUAUAUAUUUUUUUUUACAUUGGAUGAAAGUAGAGACUCAGAGCUAGAAAAUGGUAUUUGAUACACUGCAGUUGAGGAACAAUGGGAAAUUAAUUCUGCUUUGAAUGUUGAUAAACUUGUAACCCCAUUUUUUGAGAAAAUUGCUAUUAAUGUUUUGGUACACCUA